AUGACCGGUGUAAGGGGACUGAGCACAGAUACACCCGACCUUGGCGAAUUCUCAAAUAGACGCCUAGAAAGGGCAUCACUGAAUCGGCGUGAAGCUUUGCGUUUGAGUUGUGAUACGAGCCCUUCAGGUAGAGGAGAUGGUGAUAGAGGUUCCUCGUCAACCGUAGAGAGCGGUAAAGGACUGUGCUCCUUGUCAGGUCCAAGUGCGAGGGAUAAGAGCGCUCCGGUAAAGGUUAUAGAUGAUGCCACCGCACAAGGAAGGAGACGAUUGCUAACACUUACAAACACCACCAAUGAUGGCACCAACCACACCACCCAAUCCCCAGGAGAAUCCCAUGAUUGCAUAGGCCCGACCUUCGUUCGUUGGGUUCUUGACGUUCCGAACAAAGUACAAGUCAACGCCAUUCCCAACAACGAGACAAAGAGAACCGUUCUUCGCCCAUGCUUUUCGGCGACU
Molecule: messenger RNA, 456 nt
Organism: Acaulospora colombiana
Lineage: Eukaryota; Fungi; Glomeromycota; Glomeromycetes; Diversisporales; Acaulosporaceae
Source: the annotation of a GenBank genome assembly